UUCAAGAGAAAAGAACAAAAUCGCGUAAAGAUUGAAUGUGUGGGAGGUGAUCUUCGCCAACAAACAGACAAAGUAAAAGAGUUGUGUAUUCAAAAAAGUGUAGAUACAAAAAAAGUGAAAAUUUUGUAUAUUUUUUUUUACAAAUAUAUAUAUUUUUUUGAAAAAUAUCUAAAAUAAAUUAUGAAAACUCAAUUCCCGAAGGUUUUGUGAAUCUCGUGUAAAUUAAAGUUAAAAAAAAAAAACACAAGAAAAUGAUCAAAAGUGAAGAAGUCAUGGAUACCAAUGGCGGCCAUUCCUCCAGCCACAAUGGCUUACAUCACACCCAUCACUCCACACAUUUACCUCAUCACCAAAGCAUUUAUCGCAACUUGCCCUCAAACAUCAUAUCCGCCACGAAUUUCAACCCUCUCGCGUACGGCGAACAAACCGCCAUGCUGCGCAUGCCACAGGAAUCCCCUGAACUUCAGGAGGAGAAACCCGACCUCAAUUAUCUUGAUCGUAAAUACUAUGCGACCAUGAUGACUCAACAGCAGCCCGUGCUCGUCUCGGAAGCAGCCUCAUACGGUCUCACAUCGCUGCACACCAUGUGUGCCUCACCACAUACAACGCCUGAAAAUGACAUUGGCAUAUUGAUGCCAUCCUCACCGAACUCAUCGCCACACAACGAAGGUAUUGGCGGUGGCCUUAAAGUGCCGCCGGAAGCUGCUAAUCUACAGCAUUACGCGACGACCGCACAAAAUCGCGUCAUCUCCUCAAAAAUGGUGGACUUGAGCCAACAAUUGAAUUCACAUUAUACGCCCACGAUAAAAUAUUGUACGAGCAAUACGAUUUUCAACACCUCAGAGUAUUUGCCAAGCAACGAACAUGAACAUCCGCCGUCAACAACAUCCGCCCUACCUGUCGUCUCUGCGGCGACUGCUAAUUCCGGUGAUAUUUUGACACAAUCUUUGCAACGCCUGCCAAAUGUUGGCAUGCCAGGUGCAGGUGUGUCUUGUGCGUCAACAUCGUCGGGUGUUAUCACCAGUUCGCAUAGCGUUUCGGGUGAAUUAUGUUCCACAACCGAGACGAUGUCCUAUUCGAAUAGUUCCUCGCCGGCUAAGUCGGUGCAUAGUAAUCAGAGUGAUGGUGAUGGUGGUGGUGGUGGUGGUGUUGGUUCACUGCAGCAGCAACAGCAACAGCAACAACAGUCGAAUGCGUCUUCUACGCGUGAGCUUACACCACCGGAUACGACGAAAAAAUCCGGUGCCAGACGUCCUGAGAAACCCGCUUUGAGUUAUAUAAAUAUGAUUGCGAUGGCAAUUAAAGAGUCGCCAACGGGAAAAUUGACGCUUAAUGAAAUUUAUGGUUUCCUGCAGAAGAGAUUCGAAUUCUUUCGCGGUUCAUACGUGGGCUGGAAGAACUCCGUACGACACAAUCUUAGCCUAAAUGAGUGCUUUAAAAAGUUGCCAAAGGGCAUCAGCGUGGGCAAACCCGGCAAAGGCAAUUAUUGGACUAUCGAUCAGAACUCUGCAUAUAUGUUUGAGGAUGAGGCUAGUUUGCGGAGACGACCAAGAGGCUAUCGGUCAAAGCUUAAAGUUAAACCCUAUCCAAGCACAAAUGGUUUUUACACUACGUCCUCCUAUGAUCCGAGUAUGGACAACGCCAACUUCUAUGCCACACAACCGUAUGCCUCCUAUGAGUACGCAACUAGUAGUGCUGCAGCCGCCGCACCAUUUACGGAUUCCUGGAAUUCACACGCCGCCCAUACGCAGACUCUGCCGCAGUAUUCGAAUAUAGCCGCUGCCUCAUCGGUGUUGCAUGGUAGCAACAAUAGCGGCACACCACCCUUGGCGCACACACUAGCCUCGUCGGCUUUGGUGAGCAGUACGGGCAGUCCUACGCAUGCCACUUCUGCGUCGCUUCAAAGCUCAAAUCCCGGCUUGGAUUAUGCGACAGCAACCAUGGUGGCCGCCAAUUACCCAUAUGGUAGUACGACUGGCGGUGGUGGAAGCAUUGGAGGUGCCGUUGGCGCCACUUAUGGUCUUGAUAAUGGCCUGCGCUCGAUGACACUCUCGCACAUGCAUCAGCAUCAACAACAGCACCAGCAGCAGCAGCAACAACACCAUUCAACGAUGACACCACCACCGCCACCGCUACCGCCCAGCUCAAUGAGCAAUUCAACGCUUAUUGAUCGGAAACCCAUAUUUCUACCCUCGAUGACGCCACCUACUUCCAGCGCGUUGUCAACGCCUCCACUGCAUCACCAGCACAUGGUUGGGAGCAACAACGGCGGUGGUGGGGGCUAUUAUGAGCAUAUAAAAUUUUCAAACUAAUAGCUAAAUGAAUGUACAUGAUUUUAUGCAUACAUAUACACCAAUGAUAAUUACCAAAUAAUCCUUGAAAGGAUACAUUUUUUUAAGGUUAGAAUUUACACUCUUUUUUUUGGUUUUAUUUAUGAAGAGAAUUUGAUUUUCA
This is a messenger RNA of Ceratitis capitata (Mediterranean fruit fly), 2454 nucleotides long. RefSeq names its product forkhead box protein biniou. Gene Ontology annotation, molecular function: DNA-binding transcription factor activity, RNA polymerase II-specific; RNA polymerase II cis-regulatory region sequence-specific DNA binding. Gene Ontology annotation, biological process: regulation of transcription by RNA polymerase II; animal organ morphogenesis. Gene Ontology annotation, cellular component: nucleus. The record is from RefSeq and is a predicted model, not a curated record. NCBI's taxonomy places the organism in Eukaryota, Metazoa, Arthropoda, Insecta, Diptera, Tephritidae. The transcript has 4 exons. The coding region runs from base 252 to 2312 and encodes 686 amino acids.